UGUGUGCGCUCAGCUGUCCGCUCCAUCUGUCUGCUGUCGGCUCGAGUGCAGAGCGUCAGUGCUCUUUAACUCUGUGAGUCUGGCCGUGUGUUCAGUCUCCGUCUCUGUCUCCAUCUGUCUGUCUCAUGGCCUCCGAGCGCUCGUCCGCUGAGAGCUCUGACCCCACCAUCAUCAGCGGCACCGACGCCGCGGCCAACAGCAUGUGGGAGGAAAGCUUCGACACAGAGAAUCACGGCGUGAGCUCUAAAAGAGAUUACUCUCCCGUGUCCUGGAGCGAAUACUUUGAAAUGAUGGACGACGUGGUCAUCAUGUCAGGAGAGACUAAGGAUGUGUUUCGUGUGUAUAAAAGCGGUCAGGACGGUCCACUGCUGGUUCUGCUUCACGGAGGAGGACACUCGGCCCUGUCCUGGGCUGUUUUUACGGCAGCGAUGACCAGUCGGGUCACUUGUCGAGUUUUGGCCAUGGAUCUCAGGGGUCACGGUGCUACACAAGUCCGGCACGCCGAUGACCUUUCCACACAAACCAUGUCCAGAGAUGUAGCCAAUGUGGUUCGAGCAACAUACGGCGAGAUCCCGCCCCCCAUCAUCCUGGUGGGUCACAAUGUGGGCGGAGCCAUCGCGGUGCACGCGGCGGGUGGAGCACUGCUGCCCUCUGUGCUCGGGCUGGUGGCCAUCGACGUGGUGGAGGGCAGUGCGAUGGAGGUCUUGCACAGCAUGCAGAACUUCCUAAAAGGACGACCCAAAUCUUUCAAAUCCAUCGAUCACGCCAUUGAAUGGAGUGUAAAAAGUGGGCAGAUCAGAAACCUUGAAUCUGCUAAGGUGUCAAUGGUGGGACAAGUGAGACGGUAGGAUCUGAGCACACAUGCGCUCCUCACUCACACUGGUUUGCUCACUGACGAGCGUGUGUCUCUCAGGUGUGAGGUGGAGGAAGGAGAUUCGUCCGAGCCGGUGAGUCCGGUGACUGAGAGUGUGUACAGCUGGAGAAUCGACCUAUCUAAAGCAGAGAAAUACUGGGACGGCUGGUUCAGAGGGAUAUCCAACCUCUUCCUGUCCUGCAACGUCCCAAAACUCCUACUGCUGGCAGGCAUUGAUCGACUGGACAGAGACUUGACCAUUGGACAGAUGCAGGGCAAAUUCAUGAUGCAGGUGCUGCCCCCUUGUGGACACGCAGUGCAUGAGGACAUCCCAGAUAAAGUGGCAGAUGCUUUGGCAAGUUUUAUGAUCAGACACAAAUUUGCCGAAGCUCGCAGCGAAACUAAAAGUUCCUCGUACCCAUUCAUGCGGUGAACACACAAGAAUGAAGCAGUAGACACUGAGGAACCUCCACCAGAUCAAAACAUCCUUCACAUCCAGCAAAAACAUGCUACUUUGGCCAUGAAUCUGUUUCAACUGUCACUAUCCUGAGUUUAGAAUAAAGAUUUGAAUGUUCAUUAUU
Messenger RNA from Cyprinus carpio (common carp), 1434 nucleotides. RefSeq names its product protein phosphatase methylesterase 1-like. Gene Ontology annotation, molecular function: protein methylesterase activity. The record is from RefSeq and is a predicted model, not a curated record. NCBI's taxonomy places the organism in Eukaryota, Metazoa, Chordata, Actinopteri, Cypriniformes, Cyprinidae. Gene Ontology annotation, biological process: protein demethylation.